AUCAAGGUUCGUCGUCUCUUCCGUGCUGUGCUUUCUGUAGGGAUCUGGUCCAACGUUCUAGAAUCUUUGUGGCAGCGCGUCCAAAUCUAGCUGCUUGUGAUAGGAGUUCUUCAACGGGGUCGAUCACCAGCUGUGUAAAGAUGAACGUGGGUGUAGCACACAGUGAGGUCAACCCAAACACGCGUGUUAUGAACAGUCGCGGAAUGUGGCUGACAUACGCUCUUGGAGUUGGAAUGCUUCACAUCGUCUUACUCAGCAUUCCUUUCUUCAGCGUCCCUGUGGCGUGGACACUGACCAACGUCAUUCAUAACCUGGGAAUGUAUGUGUUCCUGCAUGCAGUCAAAGGCACUCCUUUCGAAACCCCAGACCAGGGUAAAGCUAGACUGCUAACUCAUUGGGAACAGCUAGACUACGGAGUGCAGUUCACCUCAUCGCGAAAAUUCUUCACUAUUUCUCCUAUUAUCCUGUAUUUCUUAACAAGCUUUUAUACAAAGUAUGAUCCAACACACUUCUUCAUCAACACAGCUUCUCUUCUCAGUGUCCUAAUUCCCAAACUUCCACAGCUACAUGGUGUACGGAUCUUCGGCAUCAAUAAAUACUAAACGGGAAUCUCGGGAGCCACAUGUAAUUUUGAGCGCACACAUCCUUGGCACUUUCUGUUCUGUUGGAAUGGAUAGCCUACUAGACCGUUUUAACAGUUUAUACAUUAAAGAUCUAACUGCUCCUUCUUUGUAAGCUGUUUAAAUUCACAUGGACUUUUGAUAAGAAGGCGCCUCUCCCAGACUUCUCUGAGAGUAGUAGAUCUCAAGCAAGGGGGCUUCCUUUGUUAGCUGGGCGGGCCCAGCUACGACCUGAAGUUUGAAGUGCAUAAUAAACCAGACUCACCUGAGUUACCAAGAACGUUGGAACACCUCCGCGAAAACUAAUGGGCAAGUGACACGCACAUCUAAAGAAGGAAUUUUCUGAUUGUGUUUUUUCUGUUACAGUUUUGGUUAUAUCAUCAAGUCCAUAUGUGACAUAAACAGCAUUCAUUAGCUAGCAUAGCAUUGUGCUGCAUGCUGUGUUGAUGCAAUGAUCUAGAUGUUUAGGAGUUUUGUAUGUUAUUGUAUUUUUUUUUUUUUACACCACUAUUUAAGUGGCUGUUUGUUGCUUGAUUACUUUGUGAUUUACCCAAAAAGAAAAGCUGCAUGUGGCACUUUCACGGAUGUCAACAUAUUACUGGCUUUCACUAGUGCUACAAGCAUUCGAUAAUCGAUUUUUUUCAGGUAUUCUUUUUUUGCUUGCAUUUGCGGUUUCGUUUAACAGUACAUUCAAUUCAGUAGGGACAUUCUUUAAUUUCUCAUGAAUGUAGGGGGGGCAUUGUUUGUUUUAUGAUGCAUUGGAAUCCCAGAAUUGUCUUGUAAGCUGAUUGGGACUUUAGUCAACAUUCUGUUAGAGAUGUCAGCAGGCUGCUGAACGCAUACUGAGUAGUUGGUACGAAAAAAAGAUAGCACAUGAAAGAGUCUGUAGGGGUUUUGUUUUUUUUUGGGGGGGGGGUUCAGGAUUAUUUAGGAUAGUUUAGGAGACCAGUAUUAACAAUCAUCCAUUCUCCUGCCAUCCCACAACAUAUUAUCUGUUAACCAUUAAAGACAUUCAUAAUAUAGUUAAAAUCCACAGGAGUGGUACGGUUUUCUUUGUUCAUAGUUUUCAUAGAAACCAUGGAAUUUCUUAUGCAAAAAAUAUAUUCAUUCAAUGUACAAUUCAGGCAUAUUACAUUAGCAAUGAAUAUGAACAUUUUGUAGAUAUGAAGUGGGGGCAAAAAAUCGUAUUUUAAUAAGGGUUUGUUACCCUGCGGAUAGGUUUGAUUUAUGGAGGCAGAAUUAUAUUUUAUUUUGCUUUCUUUAAAAAAAAGAAAAA
Messenger RNA from Spea bombifrons (plains spadefoot toad), 1896 nucleotides. RefSeq names its product ORMDL sphingolipid biosynthesis regulator 1 (gene ORMDL1). Lineage: Eukaryota; Metazoa; Chordata; Amphibia; Anura; Pelobatidae. The coding region runs from base 141 to 602 and encodes 153 amino acids. The record is from RefSeq and is a predicted model, not a curated record. Gene Ontology annotation, biological process: intracellular sphingolipid homeostasis; negative regulation of ceramide biosynthetic process; ceramide metabolic process. The transcript has 4 exons. Gene Ontology annotation, cellular component: endoplasmic reticulum membrane.